Molecule: messenger RNA, 1482 nt
Organism: Pediculus humanus corporis (human body louse)
Lineage: Eukaryota; Metazoa; Arthropoda; Insecta; Psocodea; Pediculidae
Product: class A rhodopsin-like G-protein coupled receptor GPR5ht3, putative
Exons: 4
Coding region: 1-1482 (493 amino acids)
Biological process (GO): adenylate cyclase-activating adrenergic receptor signaling pathway
Cellular component (GO): plasma membrane
Molecular function (GO): G protein-coupled acetylcholine receptor activity
Source: RefSeq, a predicted model, not a curated record
AUGGAGGGAUCUAAUUAUAGUAUAAUUCAUUCAGUUUUAAUAGCAGCCGAUAACGAUACAAGUUAUUUUGUUAUAACAAACACUCAGUCACCGUCGACGGGUAAUUUUGUUAAGAAUAACACUCAGGAUGGUUUCGCGACAUUUUGGUUUCCCGGUGAAUUUUCUCCGUAUUCCGUAACGGAAGCAAUAAUAAUAGCUAUAAUACUCUUGCUUAUUAUCGUCGGAACGGUCGUGGGCAACAUAUUGGUGUGCAUCGCGGUGUGUUUGGUUAAAAAAUUAAGGCGACCUUGCAAUUAUCUAUUAGUUUCUCUUGCCGUGUCUGAUAUUUGCGUCGCCGUUUUGGUCAUGCCCAUGGCGACACUUUACGAAAUACUCGGAAAAUGGAGUUUCGGACCGGUCAUGUGCGAUUUGUGGGUGAGUUUCGACGUGCUUUCUUGCACGGCUUCCAUAUUAAAUCUGUGCAUGAUCAGCGUCGACCGUUAUUACGCCAUAACUAAACCCUUACAAUACGGAGUCAAAAGAACUCCAAGGAGAAUGAUAUUGUGCGUGAGUUUAGUUUGGCUGGGAGCUGCGUGCAUAAGUUUGCCGCCGUUGUUGAUAUUAGGGAAUCAGCACGAAUUGAAUAACACCACUCAGUGCAUUGUGUGUCAAAACUUUGCAUAUCAAAUAUAUGCCACACUCGGAAGUUUUUACAUACCCUUGACGGUCAUGAUGAUAGUUUAUUACAAAAUAUUUCGUGCAGCUAGAAGAAUCGUACUCGACGAAAGGCAAUCCAGGAGUCAUUUGGAAUCCCACUGCUGCUUAGACGUGAACGUUGGAAACGGGGGAUGCACUCACGUCGUACAAUCGAUUUCUUCUUCUCCGGCGGUUUCGACUCCGGGAGUCACAAACAGGGUGCAUCAUCAUCAUCAUCAUCAUCAUCAACACAGAUCGAGUACCGCGAGUACCGUCACCACCUGUAGCGGAGUUACGAACAUAAGCACUCGUUGCUUUCCCAGAACUUCUAACGAAUCCCAAGUUUCUAAUUUUGGAGCAUCGACGAGUCAAAAACGUAUAAGAUUUCAAUUGGCCAAAGAGAGGAAAGCAUCAACCACCCUCGGUAUAAUAAUGAGCGCAUUCACUGUUUGUUGGCUUCCUUUUUUCGUAUUGGCCAUAGUGAGGCCAUUUCUCAACGAGCAAAGUUCCAUACCGGCAUCGCUUUCGAGUCUUUUCCUAUGGCUGGGAUACGCCAAUUCACUUCUUAAUCCCAUCAUAUAUGCAACUUUAAACAGGGAUUUUCGUAAACCUUUUCAACAAAUUCUCUACUUUAGAUGUUCCACGCUCAACGACAUGAUGAGAGAAGAAUUUUAUCAUUCGCAAUACGGGGAUCCCCAUUACACGGCCAUAAAUAAUUCCAACAUUGUACCGAUGGAACGUCCGGAAGAUCGUCAACCAUCUUCUAACAUUAGUAGGCCGAAUGUAAAAAAAAAUUCUGGAAAAUGA